Messenger RNA from Gossypium raimondii (Peruvian cotton), 1805 nucleotides. RefSeq names its product probable aspartyl aminopeptidase. The transcript is spliced from 11 exons. The coding region runs from base 179 to 1570 and encodes 463 amino acids. Lineage: Eukaryota; Viridiplantae; Streptophyta; Magnoliopsida; Malvales; Malvaceae. The record is from RefSeq and is a predicted model, not a curated record. Gene Ontology annotation, molecular function: aminopeptidase activity; zinc ion binding. Gene Ontology annotation, biological process: proteolysis.
AUUUGAAUUUGGGUCUUGGCCCAAAUAGCACAUUGGAUUCCCUGGAAUUACGAAUUUUGAGGAAUGGAAUCCAGAAACAAACAUAUUCCCACUUAUACAACUUGAAAGGCUGAAAAGUCCGAAGUAACUAAACGAAAGCCUAAGCUAAGCUAGUAUCGAAUCUUAGGAACGAAGAGUCAUGGCAGACACUGAAGUGAGCUCCGUAGUGUCUGAUUUCAUCGGCUUCUUAAACGCUUCUCCUACUGCUUUCCAUGCCGUCGAUGAGGCCAAGAAACGUUUGCAAAAGGUUGGGUAUGAACAAGUUAUAGAGAGAGAGGAUUGGAAAUUAGAAGCCGGGAAAAGAUACUUCUUCACCAGGAAUCAUUCAACCAUUGUUGCUUUUGCUAUUGGUAAAAAAUAUGUUGCUGGAAAUGGAUUCCAUGUAGUUGGUGCGCAUACUGAUAGCCCUUGUCUAAAAUUGAAGCCUGUUUCCAAGGUAAAAAAAGCUGAUUAUCUGGAGGUGGGUGUGCAAACGUAUGGAGGUGGUUUGUGGCAUACAUGGUUUGAUCGCGACUUGACAGUUGCAGGAAGGGUGAUGAUAAGAGAAGAGAAGGGUGGUUCCGUUUCCUAUUCACAUCGGCUGGUUAGAAUUGAAGAGCCUAUAAUGCGUGUCCCUACCCUGGCUAUUCACUUAGACAGGGGUGUUAAUGAUGGAUUCAAGGUCAACACACAAAAUCAUCUUUUACCUGUCCUGGCAACAUCAGUUAAGGUGGAGCUCAAUAAAGAGUUUGCUGAAAAUGGACAUCAUGCAAUCCUGACACAGAUGAUUGCAACUAAGCUUGGAUGUCAACCAGAUCAAAUAUGUGAUUUUGAGUUGCAAGCAUGCGAUACCCAACCAAGUAUAGUAGCCGGUGCUGCAAAGGAAUUUAUCUUUUCUGGAAGGCUUGACAAUCUUUGCAUGUCCUUUUGCUCUCUGAAGGCAUUGAUUGAUGCUACAUCCUCUGAGAGUGACCUUGAAAAUGAGAGUGGUGUUAGAAUGGUGGCAUUGUUUGAUCAUGAGGAGGUUGGAUCUAAUUCAGCACAAGGAGCUGGAUCUCCUGCAAUGUUAGAUGCUCUAUCACGAAUAACCAAUUCCUUCACCUCUGAUUCUAAGAUGCUAACAAAAGCAAUCCAGAGAAGUUUCCUUGUUUCUGCUGACAUGGCACAUGCCCUUCACCCAAAUUACAUGGACAAACAUGAGGAGAACCAUCAGCCUAAGUUGCACGGGGGCCUUGUUAUCAAACACAAUGCAAACCAACGUUAUGCGACCAAUGCAGUCACGUCUUUCAUAUUCCGGGAAAUAGCUAUGAAGCAUAACCUUCCUAUUCAGGAUUUUGUGGUGCGGAACGAUACACCUUGUGGCUCAACCAUUGGUCCUAUCCUAGCUAGUGGUGUGGGGAUCCGCACAGUAGAUGUCGGUGCUCCCCAAUUAUCAAUGCAUAGCAUACGAGAAAUGUGUGCUGUUGAUGAUGUGAAGCAUUCAUAUGAGCAUUUCAAGGCCUUUUUCAAAGAAUUCUCUCAGCUUGAUACCAAGAUCACCGGUGACACUUAGAUCCUCUUAUCCUUGAUGGGAAGGUACACAAUAAACCAAAAAUAACACUUCCACAUGGCUGCUUUCGUAAGUUAUUUCUCAAAAAUGGACUUGUUUUAGUUGGUGCAUAUUUCUGGAUCUACAAUUUGUAUGGUGGCUUGGUAAAAAGUGUAAUGGCUUCAGCUUCUGGUACUUGACAAUUAUAAGCUUGCAGAUGGAUUGAAUUUGACUAAUUUUAAAUGUUCUGCCACAAUAA